Molecule: messenger RNA, 1084 nt
Organism: Megalobrama amblycephala (Wuchang bream)
Lineage: Eukaryota; Metazoa; Chordata; Actinopteri; Cypriniformes; Xenocyprididae
Product: thyrotropin subunit beta
Exons: 2
Coding region: 569-973 (134 amino acids)
Biological process (GO): G protein-coupled receptor signaling pathway
Cellular component (GO): cytoplasm; extracellular region
Molecular function (GO): hormone activity
Source: RefSeq, a predicted model, not a curated record
UCAGAUAUCAGUCAUUCAUAGCUUAGAAAUUACCAUCUAUUAUAGAUCUUGAUAUUCACAUUAAAUUACCAUAUUCACAAAUUACCAUAACAUAUAAAGGGAGAUUAUAAACUGGUAUUUAUGUGAAAUUUGCUGAAAUUAUUUCCAGUAUCAAAUUGUUAAGAUACAAUUAUUCAUAAAUGCAGUCAAGUCAUGUUGGUACAUGAAUGGGGUCACCUGAAACAAAAUGCAAGAUGUUUUUCUAAUUAGCAAUUCCACCGAACACUUGUUGUUACAUCAGGAGAUGUUGGAGCGGGGCCGUGCGUGGCCAUCCUCGCUGGUGUCACGUUGAUUUGUGGAGGAUCAACCUGAAGACCCUCCCUCCCUGCACAGCCAGAUAAGAGGCACACGCAACAUUUGGGAUUAGUGUGAGUCUAAAAGCAAGCGAGGAACUCUGAUUUAAUCAAAAUUUGGGUGAAAGGAGGACUUUUUUUUUACCCUUAUUAUAUGAAGGAUUCUCAACAGCAUUGAUCAGAACAUUAGCCAGAGUAACAUUUUGUGCUGGUUCUGGAGUUUGGACAGGUGCUGGAUGAAGAUGAGGAUGUUGUUUUUUUGCACUCUGCUUUUCCUGAUGGGAGGAGAUGUUCUCCUGGCCUGCUCUCUGAAGAACUACACGCUGUUCGUGGAGAGACACGAGUGCGGUCACUGCAUGGCCAUCAACACCACCAUGUGCAGCGGAAUGUGCUUCACGCAGGACACGAAUGUGAGAGGAUUUGUGGGCAAGCGUUUCCUGAUUCAGAGAGGAUGCAUGCAUCGUUCUGUGGUCUAUCUUUCUGCCAGGAUGCCUGGCUGUCCCGUCCACAUUGACCCACUAUUCUUUUACCCGGUGGCACACCGGUGCCGCUGCAUGAAAUGCAACACUGUCAAGAACGAGUGUGUCUACAAGCCAAGUCACAUUCCCAGCAAAUGCUCCGAUCACCUGCAUGCAGUCUGAGAAUAAAGAACGAGGACCUUCCCUCCUCACUAUAAGAUUUUUUUCUGAUAACCUUUAUUUUCUAAUGUUCUGAGUAUUCUGUUAGAAAGUGUUUUUGAAUUCAGGUAUAAA